GAAGGAGAGGGGCUGGGCAAGGGGCCCAGAGGGGCCUGUUGGGCUGACACACAUCGCGCUGCGUUCUGUCAUGUUGGCAAGAGAUGGUUUCACCUAGGCGUGCGUGUUUACGGUUGAGGCAGGCUGCAUAUGUCCCAGCAAAUACCUCGAAAAUGUCUUGAAAAUAACGCGUUGUUGUGUUUGUGCGGUGCUGUGUGUGUGUUAUUUUGGAUAUUAUGCGCUCAAGGUUUUCAAGUUAACAAAAUGGAUCAAGAAUUCUGCCUACGUUGGAACAAUCACCCAACAAAUCUGACAGAUGUGCUUAGUGACCUACUCCAAAGGGAAGCCUUAGUUGAUGUGACAUUAGCUUGUGAUGGAAAGACAUUCAAAGCGCAUCAGACAAUAUUGUCUGCAUGUAGUCCCUAUUUUGAAAACAUAUUCCUUCAAAAUAAAGUGCCACAUCCAAUUAUUUUCCUACGAGAUGUUGACUACAGAGAAAUGAAAGCCUUAUUACAUUUCAUGUACAAAGGUGAAGUGAAUGUUAGUCAGAAUUUGUUGCCAAUGUUUCUUAAGACUGCAGAAGCACUCCAAGUGCGAGGACUCACAGACAGUUACAAUGCAAGAAGGCCAGAAGAAUCAACAUCAAGAGGGACAAAUUCAAGGGGUAGCACACCUGUCAGAAGUGUAGAGGUUCGAAAUGACACUCCUCCCCCCGAGAAGACAAGAAAACGCAAGUUAUCAUCAAGUGGAGACCUCUCAAUCUCAGGAGCCGGCCCAAGUGAAAGGUUUCACUCAAAUGCUCAGCCUUCACCUCAAAUGAGCUUCAAGACUAGUCCAAGCCUUUUAUCUACUAGUGCUCCAGUUCUACCCAGUCCAACAGAAGUAGAUGAUGUGUUAGAUGUUUCUCCUCCACCUCAUCAAUCAGCAGCACCAAUUAAACAAGAAUUGGAUGACUUCCAUGGAAUGCCUUCGGUUGGCGCAGGAGCAUUAUUCAAUCCUGAUGACCUCAGCAAUAUGUCGCAACAUGGAUUAGACGCCAGUGAUGCAGAAGGAGGCGGCUCGGCAGCAGACAGCUUGGACGCGCUUGAUGGGUCUAAAGUGUGGCACAUGCGGCUGACCUUUGAGCGGAUCCAGGGGGUGGCCAACAACUUGCACCGCUGCCGACUGUGCGGCAAGGUGGUGACGCACGUCCGAAACCACUACCACGUGCACUUCCCCGGCCGCUUCGAGUGUCCCCUGUGCCACGCGACGUACACGCGCAGCGACAACUUGCGCACGCACUGCCGCUUCAAGCACCCGCUGUUCAACCCGGACCUCAGCAAGUUCGUCACGCGCCCGCCCACGGGCUCUCUGCCAUCCCCGUCCUCCGCCCCGGCCUCCGUGGGAGCCCAGGACCUCGCCACCACCUCGAGGGGCGGGGGCUGCUCCGGCGGUGGGGGCGGCUCCGCUGGCAGUGGCCGGUCCAGCAGCUUGCGCGACUGGGAACGCGACCUCAAGCACAUGGGGGACGGAGAGCGCGACAGGGUCGACAGGGACCGCGACCCCGAGGAUGCCAGUGACAAAUCCUCCUGAAGAUUAGCCAGAGCGGGAGGAGGAGAACAGGCCCCGGACCUGGGCCUGGGCUUCUACUCUCGCUCUGUGUACGAAGCCUUUGGGCCAAUGGCCGGCAUGGGAAUGGGCAUGGGCUUCGGUGGGCUGCUCCAUCCGUGGAGGGCCUGGUGGGACGCAAGGCAAAUGGACUUCCACGCAGCCUCGACCCACCUCGGCCACCUCCCCGGGCCCGGCGCCCCUCCCUAAGUGCUCUUCUCUACCCCCUGGUGCAUGGUGUAGCGUGGCGUAGCGUGGCGUAGCGUGGUGCCUCGAUUGGGUUGCAACGGAGGCUGGGAGCCUCUUGCUGAAAGGAAGUGAUUGGUAUAUGAGAAGAGGGCGCCCGUGGUUUGUUGCAACUUGAAUGAGGAAACUGUCCCAUUCUGUUCUGAAUGCUGAUGUUGAAAUCGUUGUGGUCUUCUAGUUCUGUUUCUUCUCCUCUGAAUUUUUUCGAUGCAGCAUUUUGUGAUGGUAUGUAGCAUCACCUCUUCAAGAAUGUUCUCAUGGAUGUGAUGAUGCUAUUUUGUGUGUCAAAAAUAAGUGAGGGUUGGAAAUGGUUAACAAUCACCGCGUUAAUAUUAGGAUUACAGUUUAUGUAUCUCAGACCUUGUGUUUCAAGAACCUAACAUCUAUGCCUACAGUUUCCACAUGAAGGCUAAUAUUUGUUUUUCAUUAUUCUAGAAAUGUCUCAAGUACUUCAAAAAUUCAAAUUCAACAUCAAACACAUUUUCUUUGUCAUGUUUGCAUUAAUCUCUGAAUUUGAAAUGCCACUCUUCUUGUUAAUCCUUUAACGAACUUUUUCUAGUCUGAAAAAAAGAAUUAACAUAUUAUGUAAAGAAUCUAUAUUUGUUACAUAGUUUUCUCAUUUUUUUUUCCUUUUCAUUUCUUAACAGCCUUCUGGCUCCUUAGUUUUUCUUCUAUCUCUGUACCACACACAAUAUUGUGUGUAAUACAUCGUACUUCAUUAAUGGGUGCAUUGCACCUUUAAUGUGCUCAGUAUGACAAGCGCAACACUUAUGCAAAUCUCAAUUUUUGUUUCUUUUUGACAUUUUGAGUCAAAUUUGGUUUAAGAAAGAGCGAUGGUCGUUCCAUUUGAAAUAAACAAUUUUUAUAUAGAUAAAUAUGGAUAUAUUAUAUAGACACACAAUAUAUAUACAAAUAUAUAUAAAGUUAUAUUUUUAUUUUCGUUAUUUCCAUUGAAAAAGUGUUUGUUGAUUUGUGCUCUUCUUACUUGCUAUAUAAUAAGAUGUUGUGUAUGAUUGUUACUCUGUAUGUUUAAAUGUAUGCUGUGAUUCAUUUAUAUGUGUAUAGACCUAAUGUCUUGCAAAUUAAUCAAAUUGUGUACCUUUUUCUAUUAAACUCUUGUGCUAUGUGCACUCAAGUCUAUGUGUGUACUUAUCUGUAAUGUGGUUUUGUUAGUUAAAGCUUAAAGUGAAUUUAACUGUCAUUAUACAAUACUCAUUUCUGGCCAAAUCAUGAUAUUUAAAUAUCUUAUAUCUUUUGAGGAUGGUAACUGUCUACGCACAGCUCAAGUUAAGGCCCUGUAUAUACGCACUCAAAAUGGAUGUGUAAUACACAUGCAUUAAUAUUGCUUGUACCAAUUUUGAAUUCUGUGAAGAUGAGCUCAAAUGAUGCAAGUUUCAGUGGAUAAGUUAGUCUGACCAUCCCAUUUUUGUGACCUUGUCAUAGUUGGGUAGGUUUGUGUUUGUAGUCUAAGCCAUGCCAAUGACCAAAGUUCUUGCCUUAGUCCAGAGAAGUUCUGCGCAAUGAAACCAUUAAAUUGGCACUGGACAAGGAUGUGUGUAUGUGUGUGUGUGGGGGGGGUACCUUUUUAUACAAAAAUAAAAACAUGUGCAUACUCACAUAUGCAGUGGGCCUCAAUUGGAAGUAGUGUGACUAAUGUACAAGUUUCUUUCAGCUUUGUUCGUAAACUUCAGAGACUGGAUACUUGUGCUGUUUCCUUGUGAUAAAGGUGCUGUUAGAAGCUGUGUACUUAACUGUAGGUCCUUUGCCAGUAGUUGUCGCAAAUCUGAAACAAAGAUUUGAUACCUUUACUCUUUUGUGCUCAGUAUCACAUAGUGCAGUCAGCCCCUCAGUCAAUAUUGUGUAUUGUAGUCGGCUUGGAUGGAUUUGCUUGCGCAUAUGUAUAUGUGUAGAUUGGAUAUCUGUGUUUUGAUUGGCUGUGACAGUACACAGAACGAAAAAUGCUCUUUAUGUAUAUAUGUGAGUAGCUAUUUCAACAAAUUCAAGUUUUAAUGGCUAGUGAGGAGUUUGCAGACGUUGUCACUUUGCAACAAUGUUUUCAGAGACCCAUUUUGAUGUGGAUAUUAAUAUCCAUACCAACAUUCAUAAUCUCGUUUUACAACAUUUUCUGUUUGUCUACCUACUUAUGAUGAAGUUUUAUUUUCAUUUUUGGCUGGUAUAAAAUUUUUCUCAAAAGCAGUAGAACAGAUCUCUCAACUGAAUGUAAUGGCAGGCUGUUUCUUGAAUAGUCGCAAGUAUGCUUGUCUAACUUAAUAUAAGGUUGUGGUUCUGUUUUAAUUAUCCUGAAACAAAAUUGGACUCCAAUGGACUUUUCAGCAUUGAAUGGUCUGAUGUAUCUCUAAUUGAGCUGUGCUUCAGUUAUUUAAGAUUUUGUGGAUAUUAACAUGUGUGGUUCAAAUAUCUCCAAUUAACUGAGAAAAUAGUGCAUUGGAGCGCCUUGCAACAUUAGAUUACUUAUCAAGAAAUUGGUCACAAUAACGAAUCUCUUUAAGGACUGCUUUUUGAGGCAGUCCCAAUAAAUGACUAAGUCUGGCUUACAUCUUAAUUUUUUUUGUGAUUGUUUAUGUGUUGCAACCACCUUAAUGUAUUGCCUGUUGGCUAGAAAACUGCAAAGGACUGAAAGAGACAUCAUACAUAGGUAUGCAUUGGAGAAUUUUGAUCAACUACUUUAGGCUCAACUAUACACUGAGCUAUAUGCUUUUAUUAUCAGCUGGUUGAGGUUGAAUGCCAGUGCUAUAUCCCACAUUUUGUACUGUUUGCACCAUUCACUGUACUUACAUUUUUUACAUUACUACUUGUACAUAAUUUCAAGGCUGGUAUCAAUUAGUAAAGUAAGGUUCUCUGCAUGAGAAACAUCAUUUGUUGUCUUCUAAAAAUAUUCAAAUUAUGCCCAACAAGAACAAGGAUUGCCAUUGUGUGGUAAUAGCACUGCAAUCAACAGUAUGAAUCAAAUAAUUUUUACUUAAAUGUAUAGGAACCAUUAAGAACCAUGUCAGAAGCACAUGCUAAAUGUAUGGAUCCAUUUGCACCCAGCUUACUAAAUUGUAUUGUUUGAUUGGAUUUAAUUUUCUGUGUUGGUAGAUUUUAGAUCUGCAUGUACGUCCUUUAGGGACAGCUCAGAAUAAUGUUCUUUGCACCUGAUUUUCUUGAUGCAUACGUAUCUCAUUUUGCCCAUUCAUUUUGAUGCCAUUCAGUUGCCACACUUGCAACAAACAAACAUUGGACGGAAUUUUACAAAACGAAUAGUUGUUUUCUACUUUAGGGACCAGAAUCUGUCUUUUAGCCAUGUGAAUAAUGUUCGAAGUAGCUAUUUAUAUUAGUUGGUCUCCCUUCUCUCAGUUUGAAAAUUCUAAAUUCUGGUCAAUGGUGAAUUUUCCUUUGAUUUUUUCUUCUUCGUUAUACUUCUUGGAGUCCCUGGUCGCGUAUGGUAUUCCAUCAUUUUGCAGUGUUUCAUAGCUCUCUUUUUGUGGUUUUCAAGAGUUGUAAUAAUGUACAUGCCAAUAGCAUUUAACCGAUUUUUAAGACUGUGGAAUGACUACCUUUUUGUGUUUAUUGUUUGUGAAAUUCUUAUUGUUUGUUUCGACAGUUGGUGCUCAUUAUGUAAGGACCCAUGUCAAGUGUGCAGUAACAAGGGUAUUAUUUUUAAAGGACUGAUUUCCAUCUUGUAAUUUCAAUUUUAAGAAGUGGUGUGAAUCAUUUUUAUCGGAAAAAUCUGUUUAGUUUGAGUGUGAGUAUUUUCCUGUUCAAUAACAUUUUGGUUUAUUGCGGAUUUAGUGAAUGUUACGAGUUUUAGGCUGUGUCGAUCAACACUGGAAUUAUUCUCUUGUGGAGUGUUGGGAUCUACAUUUUGCUACCAUUGGUUCACUUUCCCCGUUUCUCUUCUGUUAUGUGUGCAGGUUCAUAACUUACAACAUCUAUAUCUAUAUCCACAUAACAUUAAAAUAUUUUCUAGGAAGACUCUUUUGUCUUUCACGCCAAAACUUAAUACUUAUCAUUGUGAUUUUGAAAUGUAUGUUAAGGAAUCUGUGUCUUUUGCUAUAAAACUAAAAACAAACAAAAUGAAUUCUUUGGCUUAAGAUGUCAUUUUAUAUUUAAUAUUUAGCAAGAUAUUUUGGGAAGAAGGAAAUAGAUCAAAAAGCGAAUCAAUCAGUGUAGUAAGCACCCAAUAGGUUUAAGCGAACAAAUUAAAAGCGGUCACCUACUGUUGCUGCAAGUGCUCUCUGUUGCUUUUCAAUUGAAAUGUCCCUUGAAGGGCACUUGCCAGCACAAAAUAGUCAGUGUAUCAUAUGCCAUAAAAAGUAGCAAAUUGGCUCUUUGAUAAUUGUAGGCUACUGAAAUAUCUCUCUAAUAUGCCCAUAUUGUGUAGCACUCUGGUCAUGAGUCCUAUACACUGAAAUGAAAAGCGUGUAAGCUUUCUCUCCCUGUUAACAAACAACAGAACCAUGUUAACAUAUGGCUUUGACCUUGACAGUUUAGAAUUUAUUCUUUUGAUUGAUAAGUACUUCUAAAAUUUGUACAUGUAACCGCAGGCUCACCAUUCAGAAAGGUGAUGGGGUUGCUAAACAUGUAGUUUCACUCACAUAUUUCUGUGCAUAUGCCCAUUGUGGGAAAAGAAAGGCAGGAAGAUUACACGCUUCUUUUUCAAGGUAUAAAAUGUUUUCACUGUGUGUGAUUAUUUUCUCUUAACACUGUGAAAGAUGGAACUCAUUAUAAUUUAGGUAUGGUCCAAAUGAUGAGAACUCCUUGCUCACUUGCACUAGUAACUUCCAUGGAUUAGCUGUUUGUCAUAUAGUAUUUAUUUGUAUGGGAAUUCCACUCAGUUUAGGAAGUGAUGGAAAUGUGAGUAUGUGAAAGGAUGGCUACGAUUAAUUAUCGUCCACUAAAAAUGUGAUUUUAUUCUAUAGAUGAUAUCAGUUAUUAUUGAACUACCAUAAGUUACCAAGUAUCAAAAACAUUAAUAAUAAUAAUGCCUUUAUGUUUCUUAUGUGUUGUAAUUAACUUUUUUUUUCUUUAAUGCAAAGGGGAAGAUUCUUUUCUUUUUUUUAAUUUAGUGAAAGCUAUGUUGAUAUCCGUCCAGCUGGUCUAGAUUGUGAGGAUUUUUUUAACUGUACAAUUAAAAUGGUAUUAGGAUGCAAAGUGUUGCUGGGCAAGUUGCCCUAAGGUCCACACUUUUAUAUGUAAAAUAUAUUUAUUUUUAACGAACCUGGUAAAUGUUUUAUUGAGAGGGGUAGAUUGAGUGUAAUAUACGUUGUACAUACUGUCAAUACAUCUUUGAAAAGCGUAUAACUUUGUUAGUUUUGUAAUGUAUUAAGUAGAUAAUAAGCCAUCAUAAAAAGGGAGAAAGGUGAAACAUUUAGUUAUUCUUAAAGCUGAGCAGGUGGAUUUUUCUUCUUUUGCUAAUUUUUUUCUCUUCUGUUUGAAUAUUGCAAUUGAACAACUAUUUCAAGACAGCUCUUGUUGACUUACUCAUGGCAGUGCAAUGAAAGUGAGCUUAUUAAUUUAGUCAGUAAAUCAACAUCUUGGACCGAUGUGAUUAACACAUGUGUUACUUACUCACACAUUGACUUGAAACACUUUUUGAGAUAACCAUAUUUCAUUGACUCAGUUUCAGGUUCUUGCCUUAGUUCUGUUUUGUAUGUGCAAUAAGGAAUAGUGGAAUGCUUUUAUACUUGUGUGUGAUAAGGAGUUAAGGACAACUUGUGCCAAAUAUGCCAAAUUUGAUAGAAUUAAAAAAAAUUGAACAGGGUCUAAAGAAACAUUUUGUCUUUUCUGUUGAUUUUAUUUUUCAAUGUGAUGUCAAUGUGUUCAGUUUUACUCAAUGCUGGCAGAGCCUGCUCAUUUUUCUUUCCCUUCACUGGAAUCUAUCCGAUCAGUAACAGUGCAAGUCAGGCAUAUUUUUGUUCGUAAGUUGUUAAGGAUUGGAACGUUGCUGUGUCAAAUCAUGUGUUAUCUUUAGAAGUAGACUACAGACAUUCCUGGAGGCAACAUAGGCUUGUCUCUUCUAUGACAUAUUUGUACAGUUUGUGGUACCUGGAUGUGGAAUACUAUCUAAGUCAGCUGUGGAACCAAACAAACUUUCACAUUGUUCACAUUGAUUAUGUAUUAUUUCUGAGCUUACUAAUAAAACACAUAAAAUCAUU
Molecule: messenger RNA, 7970 nt
Organism: Thrips palmi
Lineage: Eukaryota; Metazoa; Arthropoda; Insecta; Thysanoptera; Thripidae
Product: sex determination protein fruitless-like
Exons: 5
Coding region: 130-1551 (473 amino acids)
Biological process (GO): regulation of transcription by RNA polymerase II
Cellular component (GO): nucleus
Molecular function (GO): protein binding
Source: RefSeq, a predicted model, not a curated record